Molecule: messenger RNA, 5038 nt
Organism: Apis mellifera (honey bee)
Lineage: Eukaryota; Metazoa; Arthropoda; Insecta; Hymenoptera; Apidae
Product: protein FAM13A
Exons: 13
Coding region: 1560-4190 (876 amino acids)
Biological process (GO): signal transduction
Source: RefSeq, a predicted model, not a curated record
GGCGUAUGAUAGUGUUUUAUAUCAAUGUCGUGAGCACGAUAUCUGCUUAAAUAAUUCAAUUAUACGUUUUGAACUAUACUAUUAAAUAUAUCAUUUUAAAUUUAUUUUAUAAUGAAGGUUAGAAUAAAUAUUUCACUUAUUUCUAUACUCAUAUCUGUUUAUUUGACAACAUAAACGUAAAUUUUAUUGAUUGGAAAAUGAUUAAUUUUCUAUAUUUUCUAUUCAUAUUCGUAAAAUUUCAAAUAAUACGUUAAUUUUUGGUAAUGAAGUUUAAGUUUAUUGCGAUUCAUAAGAUGUGUUAUAAAUUUAAAAAAAAAUACGAAAAUUAUUGUAUGUGUGAAACAAAGAAUAUGUGCAUCAUAGAAGGGUCUCUGUUUUCGCGGAUGCUUCACGUGACCAGAACAGUCUAUUGAUUCUUGAAGGUAGUGCAUGCGCCCUCGUCCUCGCGAUAUCUGCUGCUAAGGGGGUAUGUGAUACACUGGAAACGCUACUCGAAUUCCGUUCGCCAACAGAAGAGACGUGAAAGGGGGCUAUCAUCGAAUAUAGACGCCAAGAGGUGAACAAGGGAUAGGACAGAAAAGGGGAGCUACACGAUCGUGAAAACUCAGUAACACUUUGUGGGGCGCUUGUGCAUGAUUUGCUUUGAUCGUUAUGGUUAUCGUAGUUUUUAUGAGAAAGUUGCAGUAACACCUUAAGAAGACAUGUGGAUCAUGCUAGGACAAGGAACGAAGUGGUGACCUAAAACUCAUCUUUGGUUCUGACCCUCGAUGCUUACGCUACGGCUGGUGUCGACUCAUUUCCUAAAACAGCCAUAGGCAGUGCCCUUCGCCUUAGAGAAAGGGCUCGAUGCGAUGUGCCGUGAUAGGGACAUGAACCCAAAACUAGUCGAAUUAAGCGAUCUCUUUUUAACGUCGUAUUGGUUAUUAACGUCGCUUUAAAAUUGCUCGAAAGUUCCGUGCGUGUGUCGACGAAAGACUUUUCUUCGCCGGUCCCUUUCUCCUUCGAAAAUUCUAUAUUCACCCGUCCUUAAUUUCCCUAAUCCAUUUAUAUCCUUAUAUAGUUCCUUAUUCCUUGUUUAAAAAAAAUCAUUCGCGUAAGACUAAAGAUUCGUGAUUCGUUAAUCACGAACAUUAACAUCAAGGUCAACGCCUAUAUCAACGACAACAUCGAAAAACGACAAAAUUCUCAAACAGAAAAGAUACAUAUAAAAUAAAUUCAACGAACGAAAUUCUUUAUUUUUCAAAAUUAAGCGAAAAGGUGAUACAUAAGGGAAACGAUCAAUAUAAAAGAAAGUAUUAUUAAAUAAAAUACUUGCUUUUUCACUAUUUAUCUUUUUUGCACUCAAGAAAGACACGCAAAACAAUUUCGAAGAUACUUUUCCAUCAGGUAUAUCUCAUUCACUGGAAAAUCAACUGUGAAGAAGAAUAAAUAGUCAGAAAGUGUAACUCGAAGUAAUAUCCAGGCUGAACUCCAUUUAUUUCAACCUGUGGAAGGUCGCGAGGGAGUGCAUUUGUGGCGGCGGCGGCGGCGGCGGCGGUUCGCGGUGUAGACAAAGUGGGAUGAGACGUCCUCAGCAAGAUCAUCACCAUCUUCACAACAACCACCACCAUCAUCAUCAUUAUUACCAUCAUCAUCAUCACCAUCAUCAUCAUCAUCAUGGACCUUCAACUAGCCCUCCACGAUCUCGACAAGUUCACGACAAGGACGAAUCUCGUUUGGCAAAAGUGAAACGCGUUCUGGCAGUAUCAUUGUUGGGACGUAACGGAGGAUCUUCGAGGAUUUUUGGUACUCGGCUAGAUUCGAUUGAGCCAUAUCUUGAUACAGGUGUACCUUUUGUGGUACAUCGAUUAUGUAAUUAUAUCGAAACUCAUGGCUUUCAAAGUGCCGCCGUAUUUCGUCUCUCCGGUGGAAGUCCAAGAUUGGCAGAAAGAUUGAGGGCUACUUUUGAAAGAAGAGGAGAUGCUGAUUUAGAAGCAGCAGCCUGUCCUUUGACUGCAGCAACGCUUCUUCGGCAAUACCUAAAAGAAUUGCCACAACCUGUCGUACCAUCAACUUUUGUAGCUAGAUUAUUGACCAUUCAUGCCCAGAAUUAUACUAACGAUCAUGACUGUUGGAUUAAUUUAACGAAAGAACUUCUAUCAACUCUACCAUCUUCCCAUUAUCGUUUGCUUGGUUAUUUGGCUCUUUAUCUAAGCAAAUAUGAAGCUAAACAUGGACGUAGCGCCGGUGUUUGUGGUGUAUUCGCCCCUGUGAUUCUACCUCAUGUUCCACCUGCUACCACGCUUCUUCGUGAUAUCUUAGCUGAAGCAUCUACUCUUUUUCCGGACUGCAUCCGUGAUAACGUGGUGAACGGUGUGAUCCCUGCAAGUGAUUGUAAAAUUUGCAAAGAUUCAAAAGACGAACCAAAAGAUUUUGAAGGUGCAUCAUUACUUUGCGCGCUGAAACCGCGCAAACGUAAAGAACGUCACGAAUCGUGUUGUCAAGAACGAAAAUUGAUAAGAAGUAGUAGUGAGGAGCGUGUUCUUGAAAGUCCUGCUGAAACUACAGAUACAAUUAGACGCGUGAGCAGUCACGAAGAUUUUAAUAGCGAAAAACAUUUACAUAUUUUAUCUCAACUUGGACAAGACAUGGGUCAUGGUGUGAGAUGCGGAAGUCUUCCUUUACACGAAAGGACAAAUGUUUCACCUAUAUCCAAGAAAACUCCACCAACUUCUUCACCUUGUGAAACAGUUUUAGAAACAGAAAAAUUUGAAUGUGAUGCUGAAAAAAUAAGAAGUAGCGAACGUUUCAGUCGAAGUAUUACUCCAAGAGGACGAAGACAACCUCGAAGAAGAAGAGUGCAUAAGAUUGUGGAUACAGAAAAUUCUAGUAAGGAAAACGAAGAAGAAGCUGAUAAUAUUUAUAACUUAUCAUCAAAUUCUAAUAGUUGUAAUGGAUCUCCAGCACAAAGUUUUUUGGAAAUGUUGAGCAGCGGACCGAGUCGAUCACCAUCUCCUGCUCGUCCGCCAACAGUUAGUCAUGAAGAUUUAAAUAAUCCCAGUUUAACGAACUGGACUUUUCAACGACAAGAAAAUGAUGAAGCUGUUGAUGCUAGAGUAGAAGCUAUGCUUUCUCCACGAAAUUCGUUAUUACUACCUAGACGUUUUUAUUCUGAAAAUGAAAUGCAACCUAGUGCUCCAAAUAUUGCAGAACUUGGAUUAAAAAAUUUAACUAAAUAUAUAAAUGGUUUGAAAAAAAAAAUAAAGAAAUAUGAAGACGAAUUUGAAGAAAAUUUUGGUUAUCGUCCAAGUCAUUCUGAUAAAAUGAGUAAUAGAGAUAUAAAACGAUUAUGUACAGAAUUAAGUAAAUUGCGAAAAGAGCAUAAGUUAUUAAAAGAAGAUCCAAUUAGUGCAUUAUUAGCUAAUGAAAAUAACAAAACAAAAAUAGCUAAUGAUAGUCCAACAAACAACAAUAAUAGUCAAGAAAAGUCUAGAGCAAUAUCAAUGGAAGAAAUGAUAAAAGAAAUAGAAAAAAAACUAAAUGAAAAGAGAAUAAAAUAUAACAGACCCGAAAAUAUGGAAGAAUUAACUUAUGAACAAUUAAUAGAUGAAAAAACUGCUGUUCAAAAAGCUUUGCUUCAUAUUGAAAAUACUUUUGGAAGACCAGUUUCUAAAGAAGAUAGAGCUAUUGUACGACCUUUAUAUGAUAAAUAUAGAACUUUAAAAAGACUACUUAUUAGAGCAGGCGUGAACAAAAAUAAAGAUAGUAUUUCAGAAUUAGCUACUAUUUUGGAACAUGAAGCAAUGGAUUUUACAUCGUCCAAUUUACCUAAUAAUUCAUCUGAUACAGAAAGAAGAGCUAGUGAACCUGAUAUGUCACAUAGAGGUAUUUUGGAUUGUAUAGAUUCGAUAGAUCAAUUACCAACUGAUAGUGAUAGUCAGCACAGCAGUAGUGAAGGAAGUCGUAGUAACAAUGAAAGUCUUCAUGCAUUACCACAAGAAGAAUUAUUAGUUCAACAAAAAUUAACUAGAGAAGAGAAAAAACGUUUACGACGAGCUUUAAAAGAAUUAGAAGCACAGUUUGAAGCUCGUACUGGUCGUAGAAUGCAAAGAGAAGAUCGUGGUCCGCAAGUUACAACUGUUUACGAAUCAUAUAAACAAGCAAAAGCAAAACUUCGACUAAUUGAUGCUCUUAUAGCUAAAAAUGCUUGAUGCAGUAUCUAAUGGAUGCCUUGAAAUUUACAUCCAAAGAAGUUUGACAUUCAAAAUAUAUGUGCAGUGAUUAUUAUACAAUUGAAAUCUAAUAUGACAUACAGUUAUAAAUAUAACGCUAUUGUAUAAUAGAGAUGUUAAGAAAAAACAUUAAAAAAAAAACUAAAAUUAAAGCAAGACAGAUGAUUUAAACUUAAUAGAAAUCAAAAUAUUUUAUAAAAAGAAUGGAAAUUUAUCUUUGAUUAUAAUACUUUGAUUUUAUAUGUAUAAUUCUAAUUAGUCAACAAUCUGUUUUAAAGAACAUUAAACUGUAUAGAACAUAUUCUAAGCUACAAAAAAUGUACGAUUAAUAUAAAUAUUGCAACUGAAUUAAUUGCAACUGAAUUUAUUCAUUGACAAAUUAAUUUCUUUGUAACUUUGAUAAAAAUAAUUACUGCGUGUAAUAUGAUAUUUGUAACGAAAUAUUUUGAAUAACAAAAAAUUUCGUUAUUACAAUUAUAUAUAUUAUUUUAAUAAGACUUUUCUUAUAUUGGUAACUCAUUGACAUAUUACGAAGUGAUAUCAUACGAUAAUAAAUAAUAAGAUUAGUAUCAAGUUAGUAAUUUGAAAUUUAAACAUUAAUAGUUAGAAAAAAACAGUGGCGUUAUAAACAAUCUGUCGAUUUGCACUCGCAAUUUCCUUCAAAUACUCGUCAAAUUCAUUAAAAUAAGGAAAUGCUUAUUGCUUAUGGUUAUUGUAAACUCUGCCUAUUAUACAAAUAAGAACAUCACAUAACAAGAUAUUAAAAAAAAAAAAAAAAAAAAAAAAAAAAAAAAAAAAAAAAAAAAAAAAAAAAAAAAAAAAAAAAA